UCCCGCCGAGGCCGCAUGCCCGGUGCCGCCGGCCCCAUUGGCCCCCGCAGUCACAUGGCGGGCGGCGGCGGGGCCGCCGCUCCUCCCUCCCUCCAUCCCUCCGGUCCUCCCUCCCUCGGCCGGGCCAGCGCUGGGAGCGGCCGCGAUCGCACCAUGAGCACCCUCAAGGUCUACAGCACCUCGGUGACCGGCUCCCGGGAGAUCAAAUCCCAACAGAGCGAGGUAACCCGAAUCCUUGACGGGAAGAACAUCAAGUACGAGCUGGUGGAUAUCUCCCAGGACAACGCUCUCCGGGAGGAGAUGAGGGCCAAGGCGGGCAACCCCAAAGCCAUCCCACCCCAGAUCGUCAACGGGGACCAGUACUGCGGGGAUUACGAGCUCUUCGUGGAGGCUGUGGAGCAAAACACUCUGCAGGAGUUCCUGAAGUUGGCCUGAGCCCUGCUUCCCCUCCCAUCCUGGACUCUGCCCUCAUUCCUGAGCGCCCUCAUCUCCGACCACCCUCACCUCCAGGGUGUCAGCGCUGUCCUGGCACCACGGGGAAAAACCCAUGACCAAAACUCCUCAUUGCAGCUGCCUCCGACUCCCUCCUGCCUAACCCCGGCGUCGUCUUCAUCUCAGAGGGAUCCAAAGAAAGUGUGACGCUCGCCGCUUGGCCUGUGAGCAGAGCUGGGCCUGGCUCACGGCAGCUUCCAGUGCCUCUGUAAACAGCAAAGCCUCCGGGGCUGUGCGAGGUGAUCCUGGCCCUCAGCCCCCUCCUCUGCCUCGCCAGGGAAGGGCUUAGGGCUGCGUGCUACUUCCCACUUCUCCCAGUUGCUGUUAAAAUUGUAAAUUCUGCUGCCUCACUUCCUUUUUCUUUUUUUUUUUUGUCUUUUUCCCCUCCUCUUCAUCUCAACUGCAGAGAUUAUGGCAACUAAGUAAAGGGUUUGUUUUUUUGUUUGUCUUAAUUUAAUGCAAAAAUACUGCACAGAAUUUGGGUCUGAGUGCCCACCACGGUGGAGCUGGGGGCGAAGGCUGCCUGGGGGAAUGGGUGGGGCUGCAAGUGGGAUCUGUGCUGCUCUGGCUGCCCUCCACCCCAGCAGGCUCCCUGGUGAGCAUUAAUGGGCUGCCCCAGAGCAGCUGAUGCUCCAGCUGUUCCAUCUUUCCUCUUCGUGUUGGCUUUUUUGCAAUCCUGGACCAAGUGCAUUUUGUUUUCCUGCCAAAAAGCAAGUUUAUAACCAGUGUUGUCUUCCGAGAUGCUAUUAAAUGUUACUGUACCUUUCA
Messenger RNA from Motacilla alba alba, 1260 nucleotides. It is a transcript of the gene SH3BGRL3, whose product is annotated as SH3 domain binding glutamate rich protein like 3. Gene Ontology annotation, cellular component: cytoplasm. Bases 16 to 435 code for a protein of 139 amino acids. The record is from RefSeq and is a predicted model, not a curated record. The transcript is spliced from 3 exons. NCBI's taxonomy places the organism in Eukaryota, Metazoa, Chordata, Aves, Passeriformes, Motacillidae.